AAUGAUGGAUGGACUAUGAUGGGAAAUUAUUUUACUUUUGCUGGAUUUCUUCUCAUUUUUUUAAUCCAAAAUUGGAGAUUAAUAUGUUGAAUAAGACUGGAGGAUAUUAUUCUGUGAUAAUAUACACAGACAGUGGCAUACAAAGUUGAGUUUUAUGGGCAAUUGUUUAAACAAAAUGCUUUAAAUAUGUCAUUGAAACUCUUGAUAGCUAGUACAGUACAUGACAAAGGAAGUACAUUUAUAACUCUCACUCUAUUGCAUUUCAUUGUACAUACAUAUACUAUGCAUGUGGGUAUAACAGAAACGUUGAACACAAGCAAUGUUGAAUUUGUACAUAUAAAUUCCAAUGGGAAUCUAAGUCAACAGAAAAAUAAUAGUCAGUCUUAUGUCACAAAUGGAGUCAUAAGUACACAGUCUGUGAAAAAUAAUUCCAAUGACAAUAUGACAAGCAGUCAUGCCAAUUAUAAAGAUUCCGCUGUUCUAAGCACUGGUGUACAACUCAUCAACAAGACAAUUAGUUAUGACAACAUUUCAAAUGUGACUACAAAGGCAGACUCACUUGUUCAAGCCAGUGAAUCACCUAAAAUCAGCAGUAACCAAGUAGCAGGUACACCACAAAAGGUUGCCAACGCUUUGAAACCGACAAAUGAGCCAAUCAUUAGUACAAAUUCAGGUAUCAAAUUCUUGAAGUAUAACACUGGUGAUACAAUACAUUUGAAAUGUCGGAUUGCAAAAGGACCAUAUCUGGUACUAUGGAAUAAAUUGGGCCUUGACUAUCCAUUAACGAUAGGAAAGAAUCGUUUUAUACCCGAUGAGAGAUUUCAUGUACAGUAUAAGCCACCGAAUCGUUGGCAUUUAGUUAUUGCAAACGCUCAGUUAAAUGAUACUGGUGUAUAUUCUUGUACAACUGGCUCUGGACUUGGCAACAGCGCCAGCAAUACAGCAGAGUCUAAUGGUAAAUCUCAGUCAACAAAGGAAAAAGAAAACUUGGAGGCGUCUGUGACUAGAAGACGUCAAUCGAAAAUGAAGAUAACAGAUGAUACAGCAAAAAGAAAACUGAAAGGUCGUGAAUAUUACGUCUCAGUAGUUGAACCGCUACCAUCUGAAAGAUAUCAAGUUGACGUGCCUAUAAGUAAGACAUCAAUGAAGAAUAAAACGAUAACAGUGACUGGUCCAAAUCUUGUAUUUUACGGUACCCCGCUUGAAUUGAUAUGUCGUGCUAGUUUCCCAUCCUCAGAAGCUAAACUUGAUCCAACCAUAUCUCUGGAAUGGUAUCAUCGUGGAAUUCGACGUUUGUCAAAUCCAUACAAAUCUGGUGGUGUAUAUAUUACCCUACGAUGGCUGGAUUCUCAUCUGUUAGAAAGUCGAUUAUUCAUAGCCUGGGCAAGUGAAGCAGAAGCAGGCCAGUGGAUAUGCUUAGAAAGAUCAAAUCCAAUUAAAAAUGUAAAUUUAACGAAAAUGUCACCAAAUUAUCAUAAACUGGAAUAUAUGGAAUUGAAUUCACAGUCACCUGCCUACCUUAAUAAGUCUGUAACAUACAGUCCAUCAAGGCUUGACUUUGUUUAUGAUAAAAUUUAUAUUGAAAUAAUUGUGCCAACACUAUCCUCCUCCUCCUCGUCCAUGUCUUUUUCAUCACCUCUACACUCAUCAUCAUCAUCGUCAUCCUCAACGUUCAAUCGUAAAUUCAUUCGACCAAAUAUCCUGAGUGAAACAAAUCACUUGAAGGUAAAAAGUGAUGCAAAACUAUCUUUUGUUGAACGUUUAAUACGUUCAAUGAAUUAUUGUACACGUUUACAAGUGAACAAAGACACAUUUAUAGUUUUCAUUCUAUUAAAUUGUUACUUUUACACAUCUGUAUUACAUCAUAUUUUAUAA
Trichobilharzia szidati is the source of this 1875-nucleotide messenger RNA. NCBI's taxonomy places the organism in Eukaryota, Metazoa, Platyhelminthes, Trematoda, Strigeidida, Schistosomatidae. The record is from the annotation of a GenBank genome assembly.